This is a messenger RNA of Exophiala viscosa, 1209 nucleotides long. RefSeq lists its product as uncharacterized. The record is from RefSeq and is a predicted model, not a curated record. The transcript has a single exon. NCBI's taxonomy places the organism in Eukaryota, Fungi, Ascomycota, Eurotiomycetes, Chaetothyriales, Herpotrichiellaceae. Bases 253 to 1020 code for a protein of 255 amino acids.
AACCUGCACAGGAACAAUCAGGGCACGGCAAGUUGCAGCACCAUUGUGGUGAGAAAAAUUCUCAUCCCUGGGUGGAUUCAGGGGUGCACGCUCAAGCAAACAAUCUCACCACCAUGGUGCAAAGCAGGAAGCUUGCAGUAAACAUCGAACUUCGUGUCAGCCCCUUUACAUUCUGUCUUGCAGCCAAAUCUGGACCUGAUACGACAUCUACCUGGUAUUUUGGUCCCUGCAAAAGCAGAUAUUCCAUUGACAAUGCAGCGACCAAGCCAGCCGCUGCCCAACGACACAGAUAUCCUUCGAGCAGCACGCGCCCUCCACUCCCAGUCCCCACAAAUCAGCCGCAAUGAGCUCUGCGUCAAGCUUAAGCAGGACAACAACUGGGACACCGUUUCAAACAAGCAGAUCAAGAAGGUGCUCGCAGAGUACGGCUUAGAUGGCAACGCCGAGCCCGCACCUCCACCUACACUCCCUGCAAACGCCCUGGCCGCCCAGCAGAAAUACAAGGACGAAAGUACACGGCUAUUCCGACUCUACGGCCGAGGCAAGUACGACUUCGGUGUCAGCCCAAAUUCAGAUCAACAGAUCAAGAUCGACAUUAUGCACCAGCGGCUUUUGGAUGCUGGAUGUCCUGGCCCUUUCGAUCCAACCAGCAAGGCCGCACUCGGCAAUGCGUGGCCCCUGCAAGACAUGUAUGAGUUCUACUGGGCCGCAGCGCAAAAGACAGGAGGCGCCGUCACACGGGAGGAUGUGGGCAGGCAGCUCGAGGCAGAGUAUGGGGUCAGCCCAUUGCCAUACCUGAAAGAGCAGUCACUGGCGGAGAUCAAGGCGCGAAAGGCAAAAUCCAAAGAGGCAGCAUUGAAGUUGAAGCGAGAAUUGCUGAGAACGCCAGAAGGGAGAACGUACAUCAAAACCAAUGCGCGGGGUGAGCCACUCUGGGACGAAAGCAUACAUGGUGAAUUUGUGGUUCUGGUGGUCAAGAUUAACAAGGGGGAUGGUUUGACUGAAUAUGUUCCGGUCUGAUGGAGCACAAAUUCAAACUCAAAGAAGCAUAGAACACAACCACACUUGACCAGUUGAAUGGCAUCUCGUGUGGAGUGAACCGCUUCCAAGCUCAGCUCGACGCUUGUGCGUUGCUGGAUGCUAGAUGUUGAAUUUAAAUGGGCGACACCACAGGGUUUGACCUUGUUGAAUGGAAUGGAGCCUGUAGAG